GUGGCUCCCCGAAAUCGGGAACGGCACGUUUCUCCCCCAGAAGCUAAGACGGUACCCAUAGAUAAGGCGCGCCGGCAGAAGGGACUAGGAAAAAAACCGGGACAUUUUGUGAGUCUGGGGCCUCUCUCACACAGAAAAAAAAGACCUCUCCUUUUCCCUCAGCAAGCAUCACGAGACAGCAUUAGAUUUGGUUUUCCCAUAUACGCCGAGCGCAUUCAUACCGUUUUGUUUCUUAAUAGCCAUGUCUCCCACCGCUUCUACAGGCAAGGAGAAGGAGUCCAACUUGGCUCGCCUUCUCGGCUCAGGUUCUGCUGGUAUUGCCGAGCUCGCCAUCUUCCAUCCCGUUGACACUAUUGCUAAGCGUCUCAUGAGCAACCAGAGCCGAGUUGCCAGCGCGAGCCAAUUGAACCAAGUCAUCUUUAAGGAGCAUGCUAGUGCCACUGUUGGCCGAAAGUUUGUCUCUUUGUUCCCUGGUCUGGGUUAUGCUGCCGGUUACAAGGUCCUUCAGCGAAUCUACAAGUACGGCGGUCAGCCCGUUGCCCGUGAUUGGCUUGGCCAGCACUAUGGCAAGGACUUUGAGAACGCUUUUGGUAAGAAGACUGGCAAGGCUAUCAUGCACUCUACGGCUGGAAGUUUGAUCGGCAUUGGUGAAAUCGUCCUCUUGCCCCUCGAUGUCCUCAAGAUUAAGCGCCAGACAAACCCCGAGGCUUUCCGUGGCCGUGGUGUCUUCAAGAUCGUUGCUGACGAAGGCUUCGGUCUCUACCGUGGUUGGGGCUGGACCGCUGCCCGUAACGCUCCUGGCUCGUUUGCUCUUUUCGGUGGCUCUGCUUUCGCCAAGGAAUACAUUUUCCAUCUCGAGGACUACAACAAGGCCAGCUGGUUCCAAAACUUUGUUGCCUCUAUUGCCGGUGCCUCCGCCUCGCUUGUCGUCUCGGCUCCUCUCGACGUCAUCAAGACCCGAAUUCAAAACCGUAACUUCGACAACCCGGAGAGCGGCUUCCGAAUCCUCACCAACAUGGCAAAGAACGAGGGAUUCCCUGCCUUCUUCAAGGGCCUUGUGCCCAAGCUUCUCAUGACCGGCCCCAAGCUGGUCUUCUCCUUCUGGCUGGCUCAGACCUUGAUUCCCGCAUUUGACGUCAUGUUCAAGAAGCAAUAAAUGUGAGAUGAGUCGACUCUAUGCUUUGGUAUAAAAGAAACGGCGCCUGGUUCUUUUUUUGUUCUUUAUUUACGGGAAGGCAUCCUUUUUUUGUGUCCUUCACGGUGUGUUAGUAGAUGAAGGCACUCAGCUCUCUGUAGAAAUAUUUAGUAGAGAGGUACUGGCACCAUCCGGGGUCCGGCCUCUUGGAUUUUCCUCCUUUUUUCUCCUAUACUCUGUUAUAAUUGCUACUUCUCUGUGUCUGAUGCGUAAAUGUAAAGCUAGGCUACAAGCCUACUGCAUUUGAGGGUUCUCUCGCUUUUGAUUGACUGUCGGCUGCACGUGCCGAACAUCUCGAUACCCCUUGACGGCUGUAACGCUUUUUUACCACGCUAUAAUAAUCGCUAUGUAACAAUCGAUAAAAUUAUAAAAAUAUACCUCACAGGCAUUUGGUGCCCAUUGUCUUGGUCGCGUGUCCUUCUCAUUAAACAAGGGUGCACGCGUCUGCCCACACUGAACCAUGGUUGCGCUGGCGAGCUGUUACCCGGGCAACAUGUGCGAGUCCCGCAGCGGGAAACAAACAAAGGCCCUAGCCAGCUG
Molecule: messenger RNA, 1735 nt
Organism: [Torrubiella] hemipterigena
Lineage: Eukaryota; Fungi; Ascomycota; Sordariomycetes; Hypocreales; Clavicipitaceae
Source: the annotation of a GenBank genome assembly